AUGCCAUUCAUAGAAUUCAACGUCGAAAUAACUCUAAAAUACGGAUAAGCAUUAUACUUAGCCAAUUCUUAAUGCAAUUGGAUUGUGGAUAAAAUUUGUCGUAUGAUAUGUCUAAAGGUUAAUUAUAUCAGUAUAUAAUUAGGAUUGUCUUUGGUAAUUAUCAUUUGAGGUUUUUGAGAAACCUUUCGAAUAUAAAUAUGUAAUAGGAGAUUAUUUUCUUUGGAAUGAAAAUUGUGUUUAAUGGGAAUAGGGUCCAAAUCGGAUUUUAAAUUGCAAGGAAGAUAAACCAAUAUCAAUAAGUAAUAAUGAGCUAAAAAAAUAGAAAAUAGAUGGGAAGAGAGAAAAUUUUAAUUUAUACUAGAAUCAAAUUCUUAGAUUUCUGUUGCCAUUUUAAUGAGCAAUUAUAAUUAAAUUCAAAAAAGAUUUAAAAAUAAAAAAGACUUAUAACAUAACUCGAAGAUAUUUUACACCAGCAUAUAUGUGGAAGUAAAUAAAUUGAAUUCUAGGAUAGAAGUUCAAUAUUACCUUCUUAUAAAGGGGAUAAGUAUAUAAAAAAUAUAAUUUUAAGAUCCUUGUGAAUUCAUUAGUAAACCUUUUACUUUGGAUUUUUCUGAAUAAUGUUGUUGUCAUUAGUAAGAUCUUAAUUUCUCUAAACUUUCUAUAUGAAUAUUUAAUUAUGUGUUAUUAAUUAAAAUUAGAUACAUUAGUUUUUGUGAAAAAAAGUGUUUAUAUAAAAUAAAUGAAUAAAAUAAUACUUUUGAUAGCCGUUCUUUUAAUUUUAAAGAGAAACUAAGAGACCAUAUUAAUAGCCUCAUAUUUUACAGAAAAUACAUUUAAAUCAACUGAAGGUAUGAUUUUAAAUGGUUAAUAAAGGAUGGGGAAUAAUAGGAUCUCGAGUAAUCUUUGAUAAGUAAAUGGAUAAAUCAAUUUUUGGAGGGAACAAUGGAUUUGGAGUAGGAGUGAUAAUUUAUAAAUAAGUUGAAAUUCCUUAAGCACAUCAUACUCUUAGAUUAAAGAUGAGAAUUUUUGUGUAAAAAGAAUUGAGAAAUUAAAUAGGAUUAAUAAAUGGGAUAGUUAAUAUAUAAUAAUAAAAGGUGAUGGAGUUAUAAUAAAUAAAUAAUUAGUUAACGCCAGUUUAGAUAGUAAUAUAACUUAAUAACUAUUUUAUGAAAUAUAAUUUUAUCACUCUGCUCCAUCUGUAAUAAUCGAAAUAACAUCAAGUUUGAAUGUGGCAAAUCACAAUAAUGUAUAAAAUGAGUUUUAGUUAUGAGGAAUGGUGGGGAAUAAGAGAUAUUGAAAUAAAAGCGGAAAUUUGUCCAAAUGGUUGUGAUUUGUGUAAUUAUUCAGAUACUAGUGUCACAUGUCAAAAAUAUUUAAAAAAGAUAGUUAAUUUUGAUUCAAAUUCGUUUACAACAUAUGAAGGAUGGUUUGUAUCAGGUUCUGGAAUAAAACAUUUGUUUUGUGACAGUAAUUAAUUUAAUUAAUUAUUAAGAAAUUUUAAUCUUUGGUUAUUUUCAAACUGGAUCAUCAAUAUCUAAGAAAUUUUACUUAUCAUCAUCAUUUUAUAAAGUGAAGGUGAAAUUUUAGUUUUGGAAAAUUGAUUCAAUUAUUAGUUCAACUUCUCAUAGUCUUUAUGCAAAUGGAAAUAUUGUAUGGAGUUUAGAUGAAACUAAGAUAAAAUCGAUAAAUAUAUGUUCUCUAGUACCAAAUGAAGAAUAUUUAAAUGUUGAAAUAGAAUUUGAUACUAAUUCUAUAUGCUAACAUUUUAGUUUUAUUCAGAUAAAGUAAUUGGAGGAUACUAUGGAAUAAGAGAUUAUUAUAUAUAUACAUUACCUUGUAAAGAUUAAAGUUAAUUGUGUUAAAAUACUGAUACAGAAGUUGUACCAAAUAAAAAUUUGAUUUAAUUUUAAGAAGUAGUGGUCGAUCUUGUAAAUUCUUUUUCAAGCAAUCUAGAUUCUUAAUGGGUUUUUUAUUAAUCUAUUUCAGCAAUAUCAAGAAUAUCUAAGUCUGCUUGCACUAAUAAAAAAGCACCAAUUUAAUAUAUGGGAUUAUAUGAUAUAUUGUACAAAGAUUUCACUUUAAUAUCUCAUAAAACUCUAAAAAUUAUAUUCUAUUUAUAUUCUUAGUCAAAAUAAAACAAUGUUCUCUUAUAUAUAGACAAUAAUUUAGUAGAUACAAUCGAAAUUGGUUAUGGAUCAAAUGAUGUAACUUGUUCAGGAUCAACCUCUAACUAUAAAUUUUAAUAAUAUACUCUUUAUUCAAUUGAAUUAGAACAUACAUCCUUAAAAACUAAAAUUUUAUUUUAAGGGCUUACUUAUACAGGUGGCAAUCUUUUAUAGGGAUUCAAUAAAUUUGAAAUCUACACUGGUAAUUGUGAUUGUGAUAUCUGCACUAAUUAAGGCAUUUGUUAAACUGUAUAUACUCUAGAUUUUGCUUAAGAUAAUCUAUCAAAUAAUGAAGAAUGGCAACUCAAUACUAAUUUUAUUUAAAUUACAAUUUGUAACAAUUUUGAAAUUCUAGGUGGCUAUAAUAUUAUAGGUAAGAAUUAAUAAGUCAAAGCUAUGUAUAAAUCGUUGUCAUCCCAUAAUUCUAUUAGAAUUUAAAUGUAACUCUACUUUUUUAAUAAUUGGACCUAAAAUGAAUCUCUAAUCAUCAUUCUUGAUAAUUCUGUAAUCUGGAGAUAAAACAUUCUUAAAAUUAAUAAUGAAUCACCCUAUUGUUCUUCUAACUGUGAAAUAUUAGUAUUAGAAUGUUUCCAGUAUAAUGAUAAAGAAUAAUGCCAAAAAAAAAAUGCAAAAAAGAAUUGCAUUUGGUAACAAUAAUAUUGCAGAGAAUAAGAAUGUAGUGAUGCUCCUGAAAUCUAUUAUUACAAUUCUCAUUCUAAUUGUGAAAAUUAUUUAUCAAAAUGCACUGUAAUAAAAAGUCUAACUGGUUGUGAGGAAUUAUCAUAUAAUUGUUCAAACUAUAAAACUCAAGAAAGAUGUUUUAGAUCUGCACAUAAUACUGACGAUAAUUGUAUUUGGGUAUACAAUAAAUGCUAUGAUAAAAAAUAUAUUUCUUCUGCAGAUUGUUCUAUUUUUCGAGGAACCUAGGAAAUUUGCAGAUAAUAUAAACAAGGGUGUACAAAUUUAGAUUUUGCUACUCUUGAUAAUUAUUGCUAUUUUAAUUGUAAUGAAAUCAUUAUGACUGGAUUAAGUUUUUAAGAUUGCUAAACAAUAAAUUUAAAUUGUUCUGUUAAUCUUACAGGAACAGCAUGUGUAGGAUUACAAAAUUAAUGUGAAUUUUAUUAAGAAAAAGAAAGUUGUUUUUAAACUUCUAUAAGUAGGUGCUUUUAUGAAAAUGGAUCAUGUCACACUCUCAUUUCAGGAGAUGAAUGUCUGAAAAUUUAAGAAUCAUAUUCUGAUGAGCUUUGUUCACUUAAUAAUAACUAUUGCAUUGCUAAUAAAUAUUUAACAGGUUGUAUUAAAAGGGAGUAAGAUUGCUCACACUAUUUAUCAGAAGAGAAUUGCACAAAAAGCCUAAUUAAUCGAUGUAUUAUGUUCAAUGGUUCUUGUAGCUAAAUAAAUGAUCCUUAAAAUUAGUGUUAAUUUAUUUAAGAUAACUAUGGAGAAUUUGGUUAUAGUUAUUGCUAAUCUUAUAAUAAAGAAUGUAUUGGAACGUAAUAUAAAAAUGCUUGUUUUUCUAUACCAUCUUCUUGUUAAAAAUACAAUUAUGAUUACAAUUACUGUGUUUUUUCUUUGGAGGGAAAACGUUAUUAUAAUUUUCAAAAUAAUAUCUGUUUCUCAGUAUAAAUUCCAUCUACAGAUUGUAUUCAAAUAACUGGAAACUUUUUAAGAUUUUAAGAUUGUUAAUUUUACAAUAAUAACUGUAGUGUUUCAAAUGAUGGAACACAUUGUGUUGAAAUUAGAGAGGUUUGUUAAGAAUAUAAAUAUUUAAAUUAAUGUUAAUAGGCAAGAAAGGAAAAAUGCCUAUACAUUUAAUAGAAUGGAUAAAAAACAUGUGUAUCCUAUAAUGAAUAGAUUCCUUGUGAAUAUAUUUAUCUUGAAGAAAAUAAUUACACUCAUUAAAUAUGUAAUUAAUUUAAUUAAAAUUGUACAAAUGAAUCAAAUACAAAUUGUACUAAAAAGAAAUGUUCAAAUUAUUUAGGAUCAGAAUUUAAUCAUUAAAAUUGUAAUACAUGGAAAAAUGAUUGCACAGUUUUAGUUACUUAUAAUAACUGUGAACCAAUGCUUUCUAGAUGUUCAUUAAAUAAAGUAGAAUCUUGUGUUCGAUCAUUAGAAGGAGAAUGUAUUAUUAAAGACAAUAGUUGCUAGAUAAAACUUUGUUCAAUAGCACCAAACUAUUUUUCUACGCAUUCAUAAUGUAAGGAAUAUUCAUCUAAUUGCACUAUUGCUAGAGUAGGAGGAUGUAUUGAAAAGAUGGGUUGUCAUGAAUAUUCUUAGAUUUAAUGUUUUUCCAAUAGCAAUAAUGAAAAUUGUUUCUGGAAUCCAUCUAAAAAAACUUGUGUUGUUGCUAAUUGUUUAUUUAUAGAAGCAACCGAAUUAUUUGAUUCUCAUGAUGAAUGUUAUUAUGGUGUUAAAUUUUCUAUUAAAUGUACAGUCAGAAGUGAAAAUGGUAUUUCAAUUCCUGGUUGUAUGAUGUUAACUUAAUGUUCUAAAUACUCUAUUCAAUAAUAAUGUGUCAUAAGCAUAGAUAAUAUUUAAUGUGCAUGGAAUGAGAAUUUAAAUCCUGCUUUAUGUAUGAAUAAAUCAUGUUACACAGCUCCAAAGAAUUUCGAUUAACAUGAAAAUUGUAAUACUUACUUUCCGAAUUGUACUGUGUCUCAAUUUUUAGAUUCUUAAACAAAUCUAUUUGUAAUUGGAGGAUGCUAAGAAAUAUCAAUUUGUGAGAAAUACACUUUUUAAGAACAAUGUAUUAUAGAUAUUAAUAAUAAUCCUUGUUAAUGGACUGAAAAUUAAUGUAAAGUAAAAUCAUGUGAAACAGCUCCAUUAUCUGAUUAAUUUGAUACAAAUGAAAAAUGUAAAGAGUAUUUUGAUGAUGAUUGUGUAAUUUCUGAUUUUGGUUAAGGUUGUAUGACAAUUAAAAUAAAAUAUGAAGAUAUGAUUUUAGAAUAAUAAUGCUAAAAGAAUAAAUUAAAUUAACUUUGUUUUUGGAAUCCAAACACAAUGCAAUGCUUAUCUAAUACAUGUUAAAAUAUUGAUUAAUUAAAUUAUGAAUUUUGUCAUGAGUUGAAUUAAGAUUGUGAAUAAACAACUGAAGAAUGUAGAAAUAUAAUUUGUGAAGAUCUGAUAUACUAAACUGAUUUUGAAUGUGAACAACAUAUGAAAGGUUGUACUACUAAUGGUUAUCAUUGUGUGAAAAGAGGAUCUUGUCUUUAAGCUAUGCAUAGAAAAGGAUGUAUUAAAUCAAAUUUGGGAGAGACUUGCACAUGGAUCAUAGAACAUGAAAAUGAUUAUGGAUAUUGUAAUAUUGCUGAUUGUUAGACUGCUCCAAAAUCAUAUAUAACUGAAUAAUAGUGUUAAUUUCAUGAUUUUAAUUGUACAGUAAAAAAAACAGGAGGUUGCAAAUUAAAAACAACAUGUGAAAACUUUGAAUAGCAAGAAGCAUGUCUAAUAGAUAUUAAUGGUAGUAAAUGCUUUUGGGAAGAUUAUUAUUGUAGGAGCUUUGGAUGUUAAGAUUAUAGAGGAUUGAAUUUUUAAUUAUGUUAGGAAUCCAAUUAAAAUUGUUCUAUAGGUAACUAUGGAUAUUGUGCAUAAAUGUUAAAUUGUAAUGAAUAUCAAUUUAAGACAAUUUGUUAUAAGGGAUUAGAUGGUGUAUGUGUAUGGAUUUAAGAUGAUGAGAAUAAUUAGAAUUAUUAAAAUAGUAAAGGAUAUUGUCACUUAUUUAAUUAAUGUUAAUCACUUUAAUUUAUUACAGAUGCUAAAUGUAAAUAAGCUUCUAAAUUUUGCACAACAAAUGGAAUUAAUUGUGUUCCUCUAACUAGUUGUAAUUAAACUAACGUUAAUGGAGGUUGUAUUAUGGGAACUGAUGGAGAAUGUAUUAUAUAUUAUGAUGUUGAAAAAUAAAUAAAUGCAUGUACUUUAUAUCAAAAAUGUUCAUAAGCUAAAUUUUAAACAUAUUUAGAUUGUUAGUAAGCAAAUAAAAAUUGUACGACUAAUGGAUAGAAUUUUAUAGAAUUUUUAGAAUGCAACUAAUAUUAGAAUCAAGUAUCAUGUGUAGAAGAUAUAAACUAAAAAAAUUGCUUUUGGGAUUCCAAUCAAUGUAGAGAUUAAGAAUGUUAAGAUUAUACAUUAGAAGAUGAUUGUAAAAACAAUAGUUGUAUUUGGAGUUAAAAUAAAUGUAACAAUAAAAAAAAGUAAAUUUGUUCAGAUUUUUUAACAUAAAUAGAAUGCAAUUCAUUUCAUAGUGAAUUAUAAUGCAGUUUCAAUGGAAUGAUAUGCAAACCGGAUAUAAAUAUAGAUUGUUCUUCAUAUAUUACAGAAACAACUUGUUAUUAUCAUAAGAACCCUAUUGUUUGUUUUUGGUAGAAUGAAAAAUGCUAAAGAUUCUAAAAUUGUUCAGAUGCAAAUAUUGAUAAAGAAGUUUGUUAUAAAUUUUCAAGAUUUUGCAUGUUUAAGAAUAAUCUAUGUUAAUCUAUCGAAUGUUCAAGUUAUUAUGAAAUGAAUGGAAUAUGUUAGAGAAUAUAAAGUUUAGAUGAACAGUCUUUUAGAUUUUGCUCAAAAGUUAAUGGUUAUUGUACAGAAAUAGAUCCUACAAAUUUUAUUGAAUUUAGUUGCUUUUAAUAAUCUGGUUAAACUUUUAUAUGGAAUACAGAUACUAAGAAGUGUGAAGCAUGUUUAUAGACAAAAGGAGGUAAUCCACCACAAAUACCAUCAGAAAAGUAAUAUUAAAGUUUAAUAUCAAUUAUGAUUCUUUACUUAUUAGUAUUUAUUGAUUGA
Messenger RNA from Paramecium sonneborni, 6938 nucleotides. NCBI's taxonomy places the organism in Eukaryota, Ciliophora, Oligohymenophorea, Peniculida, Parameciidae. The record is from the annotation of a GenBank genome assembly.